GUUUUGCAGGUUGUGAUGUAAUAUUUGAAUUAAUUACUAUGUUUCUGUUUUAAUCUGCAGGUUUAAUAGACACUGAGACAGUGUUUCCUUAUCUGCCACAGACUGGGAAGAGCUUAUAUCAUCUGGUAUCAGAGGGCAGUUCCUAUCCACAAUACUAGCUGAGUUAUCACUUGAAGAGGACAAGUGGAAGAAGACAGAUACAGUUUAGCUUUCUCUGCAGGAGCCUAUAGACUUGUGCAGUGUAAGACGAAUACAAAGCCAAUGCUAACAUACUUAAACUGGCUAUUAUUGUCUAUAUACACUUUUUUUUAACAACUAACCAGUUCUGCAAGGUUUGUGUAGUCAACUCCUUGCUCACUUUUUUUUUAAACAACUAACCAGUUUUGCAAGGUUUGUGUAGUCAACUCCUUGCUCUAACAGUGAGCACAUACAGCUGCUGUACUAUGUGUACUAGGGGGCACUGUGGAAGUAUAUGGGUUACUUUAGCACUUACAUUGACUGUAUGGCUGGCAAUGGCUCAUUCCCAAGAAGCAAACAAUAUUGCCACAGAGGAUGAAUUCAUUGAAGCUGUCCUGCAUACCUAUGGAGUCAAUGGGAACCUCAGUGCCAGCCAUGUGGGCAGGAUGCUGGAUGGCUGUGGGAGACCUGAGGAGAUGCACUCAAGUUUUAACAAGUGCUUUGCUAAUGAAGAAAUAUUUGCUCAUUAUGGAAACCAAGUUACUGAGAAUAACUUUCGAGAUGCAUGUCCUGCCCUCUUAUACUUAAUGUUAACUCACCCAUGUAACUACGAGGAAGAAUCCUAUCAAAGGCCCACCGCUGCACAAGUUUGGGGGUUUAGCUUUCUUACAGUGUCCAUCAUUAACUUGACAUCACUUCUUGGACUCUUUAUUACCCCUCUUGUAAAGAAGCCUUAUUUUCCCAAAAUAUUAACUUACUUUGUGGGAUUGGCCAUUGGAACCUUAUUUUCAAAUGCUAUAUUUCAGCUUAUUCCAGAGGCAUUUGGAUUUGAUCCUAAACAUGAUAAUUACAUUUCCAAAGCAGUGGCUGUUUUUGGAGGCUUCUACUUACUAAUGUUUGUUGAGAGAAUAUUGAAAUUGACUCUGAACGUCUACGGAGAGGGAGUCCACAGUCACUUAGAAAUUGACCACCCUCCUCACCAGGAAAUGAAUACAGAACACCAAAAGUGCAAAGGUACAAAUGGAGCCACAAUGUUUGUGAAUUCUGCCAUAGAAGAAGUAAAUGGUGCUGUUUGCCCAGAUCAAGUCAGUGUGGUUUCAUCCAAGGGCUCAGAUGAAGGAGCUCAUUGUUGCAGAGUAAGAAAAUGGACACCGCUGAAGGAUAUCGGAACACUAGCUUGGAUGAUUACAUUAAGUGAUGCCCUACAUAACUUUAUUGAUGGACUUGCUAUUGGAGCUUCAUUUACCCUGUCCCCAUUGCAGGGGCUGAGCACAUCUAUUGCGAUUUUUUGUGAAGAGUUUCCCCAUGAAUUUGGUGAUUUUGCGAUCUUGAUAAGUUCCGGAAUGAGCAUUCCCCAGGCAUUAUUCUUCAACUUUCUUUCAGCUUGCUCAUGUUACGUUGGAAUGGUGUUUGGUGUUCUAGUGGGCAAUAACUUUGAACCUAACAUCAUCUUUGGAAUAGCUGGUGGAAUGUUUCUGUACAUAGGCCUGGCAGAUAUGUUUCCAGAAAUGAAUGAAAUGCUCAAAGACAAGAUAAAAGGGAGAAAAUCCGAUUUGGUGUAUUUUAGCAUUCAGAAUGCUGGCCUGCUCUCCGGUUUUGCCAUCAUUUUAUUAAUAACCCUGUAUGCUGGAGAAAUCAAACUGGGAUAAUAUGGGUUGCUGGAAUGGCUAGAAACUCCCAGGAAGAUAUAAUACAUAGAUACUUUAAUACAAUUUGAUCUUCUCUUUCUUCUCAAGAAGCGGUGAUGGAUAAUCAAUGUUUAUGCACACUUGGAUGAAAAAUACAAAGUUAAAAUCUAAGAACUUUACAAUUGGAUUCAAGGCGUGAACAGCAAACUGCUGCUACUUUGAGAGAAGCAAAUAUUUAUAUGUAUAUUUAUUGAAUGCACCAGGCAUUUACCUGUACAGUGUUAUAGUGAGCCAACGGUGUUACAAUAUAUGACACAUAUACAGUACUGGCAGCUCUUGCACCUUCAUUCCAUGUGAUUUUGGAAAGUAAAGGAAUCAAUUAAUAAGCUCAAGUCCAAAUCACAUUCAAAAUUUUUUUUAAUUGUUUUUCAGUCUAGGGUUCUUUGAUCAAUGCUCAUGUUUUCUUUUGUUACCAACCUUUUGUAUUUCCUGUUGCAUUUUAAAACGAACAAACUUGUAAAGGACUAUUGGAUAUCCCUAUGUCAAUGUGUAAAAGUAAAAAAAAAAUAUUUUUUAUAUAUGUAUAAAUACAAGA
This is a messenger RNA of Hyla sarda, 2400 nucleotides long. RefSeq names its product solute carrier family 39 member 8 (gene SLC39A8). NCBI's taxonomy places the organism in Eukaryota, Metazoa, Chordata, Amphibia, Anura, Hylidae. The record is from RefSeq and is a predicted model, not a curated record. Gene Ontology annotation, cellular component: membrane. The coding region runs from base 444 to 1826 and encodes 460 amino acids. The transcript is spliced from 8 exons. Gene Ontology annotation, molecular function: zinc ion transmembrane transporter activity. Gene Ontology annotation, biological process: intracellular zinc ion homeostasis; zinc ion import across plasma membrane.